Molecule: messenger RNA, 624 nt
Organism: Orycteropus afer afer
Lineage: Eukaryota; Metazoa; Chordata; Mammalia; Tubulidentata; Orycteropodidae
Gene: AKIP1
Product: A-kinase interacting protein 1
Exons: 5
Coding region: 1-624 (207 amino acids)
Biological process (GO): regulation of non-canonical NF-kappaB signal transduction
Cellular component (GO): nucleoplasm
Source: RefSeq, a predicted model, not a curated record
AUGGAGAACUGUUUGGCGGCCGCGGCGCUGAACGGGGUGGACCGACAUAGGCUGCAGCGUUCGGCUAGGCUGGGUCAAGAAGUGCUGGAGCGGGCCAAGAGGAGAGCGGUGAACUGGCAUUCACUGGAGCUCCCCAAAGGCAGCGUGGGGUUUUUUGCCCCAGAGGGGUCCAACCAAGAAAGACGUCUAGCAACAGACCCCCAUCGCCUUCUCCCAGGAGAGAGAGAAGAAAGAUACCCAACCCUCAGUGCUUCCUUCAGAACAAUGGCUGAAUUCAUGGACUAUGCUUCAAGUCAGUGUGGGAAAUAUUAUUCAUCUGUGCCAGAGGAAGGAGGGGCAACCCAUGUCUAUCGUUACCACAGAGGGAAGUCGGAGCGGUCGUGGUGCUCGGACAUGAGGAAUGGUCAAAGUCAAGACACAUCCCUUGGUCUUGAAGGCAUCUAUCAAACUUCACAGUGUGACCUAGAGGCAUCCCAGCCUGCUGAGAGCAUCUCUAAGGACCUCUACAUAGAAGUGUAUCCAGGGACCUACUCUGUCACUGUGGGUUCGAAUGACUUAACCAAGAAGACUCAUGUGGUAGCAGUUGAUUCAGGACAGAGUGUGGACUUGGUCUUCCCCAUAUGA